AGGGCUUAGUAGCGUACCUAGGUGAUCCCGAGGCCCAGCGAUACAGCACCUAAUAGACUGCGCUCCGAAUUCGCCCAGAGCAUCCAUCAUACUUGACCUAAACAUUUCUAUACACUUGCUGCACCACUCCCCCCCAGACCGAUAGCUUUCCUUUUUGUUUCCCCUUUGGCAGUGGUGUUCUUGAGGUCGAAACAAGGAAACACACUCUUCGACAUUCUACUUGAUUUUUGCAUACCAACAUGUCGUCGAAGUUGAGGAUUCUCGUGCCCGUCAAGCGGGUCAUUGACUAUGCUGUCAAACCACGAGUAAAGUCGGACCGGACGGGGGUCGAGACGGCCAACGUCAAACACUCGCUCAACCCCUUUGACGAACUCUCCAUCGAAGAGGCGGUGCGCCUGCGGGAACGCAAACUCGCCGUCGACGACAUCCUCGCCGUGUCCGCCGGGCCCGCGAAAUGCGCAGACACUCUCCGCACGGCCAUGGCCAUGGGGGCCGACCGGAGCAUCCACGUCGACGUGCCCGAGGACAAGCCUCUGGAGCCCCUGGGCGUGGCGAAACUCCUCAAGGCCAUCGCGGAAAAGGAACAGAGCAACCUGAUCUUUGUGGGCAAACAGGCCAUCGACGACGACGCGGGACAGACGGGACAGAUGCUGGCGGGCCUCCUGAACUGGCCUCAGGCCACGCAGGCCAGCAAGGUCGAGAUCGACGGUGAAGAAGUCACCGUCACCAAGGAGGUCGACGGAGGGGUGGAGACGCUCAAGGCCAGACUGCCCAUGAUCAUCACCACCGACCUGAGGCUGAACGAACCCCGGUACGCCAGCCUGCCCAACAUCAUGAAGGCCAAGAAGAAGAAGCUGGAGAAGAAGACCCUGGCCGACUACGGCGUCGACGGCAAAGCCAGGCUGAAGACGGUCAAGGUCGAGGAACCCCCCGCGAGACAAGGUGGAGGCAAGGUCGAGGACGUCGACGGCAUGAUCAGUAAGUUGAAGGAGUUGGGUGCCAUCUAGACAUGAAGCUUUUUUCUGCGAGUACAAAGUGGGUGUAUACAAAUCCACCUUUUACCCUUGUAUACAAGACAACACACAUUGGGAAGCGCCUACUCUAUUUUCACCAUCCUGAUUGAUGUAUGGAUGCAUCGAUCAAUGUUCUUCGCCUAGGGUGGCAGUUCCAUCUUUUCGAUCCAACCAAUGAAAAAAAAACCACACGCACAGGCUUGGGAAUGGGCUUAGAGAUUAUGUGUGUACGGAAUAUAAAACUAUGAGAAAUAAAAAUGCAUGGGACAGGUAUUCAUGAUCUUCUACUUAAACUACCUUGGUUGGAACUUCAAGUAAUAGCCACCCAUGCUUGGUGUGCAUGAAAGACCAUAAUCAGCGGUAGAAUACCAUCCUAUUGCCAGUCCAUGCAUUUGGGAAAGAGCGACAAUGUCUGCCUGAUGCACUCAUUCCCUCAAUUCUGCUUCUCAUUGUGAGAACAGCUCGGUUUAUCAAGUAUUCCCGUCAAUCAAACAAGAAACCAAAAGACUCCAUUCGC
Exophiala oligosperma is the source of this 1530-nucleotide messenger RNA. RefSeq lists its product as uncharacterized. The transcript has 2 exons. Gene Ontology annotation, molecular function: electron transfer activity. The coding region runs from base 240 to 1007 and encodes 255 amino acids. Gene Ontology annotation, cellular component: cytosol. The record is from RefSeq and is a predicted model, not a curated record. Lineage: Eukaryota; Fungi; Ascomycota; Eurotiomycetes; Chaetothyriales; Herpotrichiellaceae.